UCGAAGGUAAUUCCAGUGAAACCCAAUCAGUACUGCAUGACAUACCGGCGACAUAAUGGCUAGUCGCUGGGUGUCACUUUUCUUGGGUAUCGCCCUAGCCCAGGGCAUAUUCACAGCUAGUCCCAUCCCGCUAGAAGAUGGCGAAUGGGACUCUGUCGCAAUACCGCUGAACGAUCCCGCUUACCGUCUGCCCACGACCACUCUCCCACGGCACUAUGAAGUCACACUCACACCCUACUUCGAGACCGUCCCGACGGGUGUUGAACCAUUCACGUUUGACGGUGAAGUCACAAUUUACAUUAGCGUACAUGCCAACUUUGUGAACCAAAUCGUGCUUCACUGCAAUGACAUGACCAUUCAGGAUCUGACAGUGUCGUAUACGUUAAAUGGAGUAGUUUAUGAUAUUACUGCCCCUAAUCAAGAUUUCACAUGCGUUGCACCAUACAGUUUCCUGUACAUACAAACUUCGACGUCCAUGUGGACGAGUCUAGAAUAUGUUAUCUCUGCUACGUUUAGAGGAAACAUUAAUGACAAUAUGAGAGGAUUCUACAGAAGUUGGUAUAUCGACUCUACUGGUAAUAAAAGAUGGAUGGGAACGACCCAGUUUCAGCCUGGCCAUGCCCGCCAGGUAUUCCCGUGCUACGAUGAACCUGGCUUCAAGGCCACCUUCGACAUCACCAUAAAUAGAGAAGCAGACUAUAGUCCAACCAUCGGAAAUAUGCCAAUUCGGUCUACUACUACUUUGGAAAGUGGAAGGAUCUCUGAAUCAUUUUACACUACGCCAGUUACUUCGACUUAUUUACUCGCAUUCAUCGUCUCCCAUUACGUACAAGUUGAAAAUAAUAACGACAGCGAAAGGCCUUUCGCCCUCUAUGCUCGCGACAAUGUAUUGACUACCGGUGCAUGGGCUCAGGAAAUUGGAAUACAACUUUUGGAAAGGAUGGAAAUAUAUACUGACAUUCCUUAUUAUACAAUGGACGAAAACAUUGACAUGAAACAAGCCGCGAUUCCUGAUUUUUCUGCUGGCGCUAUGGAAAAUUGGGGACUUUUGACUUACAGGGAAGCCUUAGUCCUCUACGAUCCCCUGAACUCCAACCAUUUCUACAAACAGCGAGUGAUGAAUAUCGUCGCUCAUGAGAUCACCCACAUGUGGCUCGGAAACCUCGUUACUUGUGCCUGGUGGGACGUGUUGUGGCUUAACGAGGGAUUCGCCAGAUUCUAUACAUACUUCUUAGCUAACUUGGUGAGACCCGAUCUUGGAUUUGAGACCCGUUUCAUCAUUGAGCAAGUGCAUACUUCUAUGAUCUCUGACUCGAUCGAUAGCGCACAUCCCCUGACUGACCCUAGUGUGAACGAUCCCGCCAGUGUCAGUGCCCAUUUCUCUGCUAUUACAUACGCUAGAGGAGCGUCUGUGAUUAGAAUGACGGAGCACUUCCUUGGAAACGCUACGUUUGUUAAAGGAAUGCAAAACUAUCUUAAAGAGAGAGCUUUCGAUGUAGUAGAGCCAGUCCAUCUUUUUACUGCAUUGGAUGAAGCAGCGGCAGAAGAUGGUUCAUUGUCUAAUUACAAUGGCGUUACCAUUGAUGAGUACUUCAAAACUUGGUCAGAGCAGGCAGGACAUCCUCUACUGACUGUCACUGUCAACCAGAGAACUGGCGACAUGAUUGUUACUCAGCACCGUUGGCAGCGUAACACUGGCGUUUCCACAAUUCCCAGUCUAUAUAUUGUGCCAAUCACAUGGACUCGAGCCGGGGAAUCUGAUUUCGAAGACCUCAAACCAUCUCAGGUCCUAACUGCUCAAUCCACGGUGAUCAACAGAGGAACCACUGGGAAUGAAUGGGUCAUCUUUAACAAACAGGAAACUGGUUUCUAUAGAGUAAACUACGAUACCACUAAUUGGGCUCUUAUCACUCUGGCAUUGAGGAGUAACCAGAGAACUGAUAUUCACGAACGUAACAGAGCACAGAUUGUCGACGAUGUCUUCCAACUCGCCAGGGCCGGUGUGCUCCGCUACGAAAGGGCCUUCAACAUCCUCUCAUUCCUGGAGUUCGAAGAUCAAUAUGCCCCUUGGCUUGCGGCUAUUACUAGCUUCAACUGGGUCAUUAGGAGGUUAGCUCUUGACGAGGAAAACCUUGCCAAGCUGAGAGAGCAAAUUAUCGGACUCAGUGUGGCUGCCACAACUCGUCUCGGAUGGGCCGAAAUCGAGGAUGAGGACUACAUGGACGGCCUCAUGAGGAUGUACCUCGGCACCUUUCUUUGCAACAACGGGCAUGUCGGGUGCUCUGCCGCCGCCGUCACCAACUUUAAUAACUGGCUAAACGGUGGAUACGUACCUCCCAACAUGCGUCCAUGGGUCUUCUGCGAAGGUCUCCGCAGUGGAACCGGUGCUGACUUCGACAUCUUCUGGGACAGAUACCUAGCCAACGACUUGUCCAACGACAAGAUUGUCAUGCUGGAAACCGCUGGCUGCACCUCGGACGAAGCCAGCUUGCAGAAAUACCUUUCGGCUAUUGUCGCUAUGGAUGACUCGGUCCGACCUCAGGACUACACUACCGCUCUGAACGCUGCUGUUACCGGCAAUGAGGCUAACACUAUGAGGGCUUUCACGUGGUUGACAAGCAAUGUGGAUCAGGUCACCGCUGCAUUUGGCAGCAUUGCUACACCGCUUAGCUACAUUACUGCCCGUCUUCUGAACGAGGAACAAAUUGCUGAGGUUCAAACUUGGCUGGACGCCCAGCGGGAGGUUAUCGGCGAUAGCGCUUACAACACCGGCAUCAACGGCAUCGCUUCCGCCAGGACCUUCCACGCUUGGUCCAAUUCCAGAAUUGAAGAGCUCGCAACUUUCUUCGAAACCGGUUAUCUCGAAGACGACAUCGAUGAUAUCGUUGAUCCUGAACCAGAACCAGAACCAGAAACGGAACCAGAAACUCCGGAAACAGAAGAAGGCGAACCGGAUUCCGCUAAUAUUGUUGCGUUGGGCGCUGUUACGCUCAUUGCGACUUUGACUAUCAAUAUGGUUGCGUAACUUUGUAUUGAUUGUAUA
Molecule: messenger RNA, 3043 nt
Organism: Cydia strobilella
Lineage: Eukaryota; Metazoa; Arthropoda; Insecta; Lepidoptera; Tortricidae
Gene: Apn1
Product: membrane alanyl aminopeptidase-like
Exons: 14
Coding region: 56-3025 (989 amino acids)
Biological process (GO): proteolysis; peptide catabolic process
Cellular component (GO): cytoplasm
Molecular function (GO): zinc ion binding; peptide binding; metalloaminopeptidase activity
Source: RefSeq, a predicted model, not a curated record